AUGCCUUGUGAUUACGGUCUAGGGCCUGGCUUUCAGCCGGAGCAUAUUGACCGCAAAUCAUUAUAUGUCAGCUUGGAAGAGCGCAUUAAGUAUCUUCAUUCUUUUCUGGAGUGGAGCUCUGACGAUAUCGAAGCUCUUCAAAGCGGAGCCAAACACCUCAAACAACUUAUCCCAACUGUCGUCAACAUGGUGUAUAAGAAACUCCUGGUCUAUGACAUCACCUCGCGAGCAUUCCACACCCGCACCACGGUGAGCGAGGAAGAGCCAGAAGAGGACUACCUCACCGAAGAGACACCCCAGAUCCAACGGCGGAAGAUGUUCCUACGCUGGUACCUGGUCCGACUGUGCUCGGACCCUACCAGCAUGGAAUUCUGGCGAUACCUGAACAAAGUCGGCCAAAUGCAUUCCGGUCAAGUCCGCCAAGCCCCCCUCAACAUCGAAUACAUCCACCUAGGCGUCUGCCUAGGCUAUGUCCAAGACAUUUUCACCGAAGCCAUUAUGACCCACCCCGUCCUCUCUCUCCGUCGCAAAAUCGCCCUCCUCCGCGCAAUCAACAAAAUCAUCUGGAUCCAAAACGAUCUCUUCGCCAAAUGGCAUUGCCGCAACGGCGAGGAAUUCGCUGAUGAGAUCUCCAUGUACAGCUUCGGCUCCGGGAACGAUGAGGGCUACUGCGGAAAACCUGUUGGAAGUAGCGCAAGCAGCUCCAUGGAUGAUGAUCAGGUUAGUAUUGUUAGUAGUCUCGCGCCGUCGACGCACACUACUGCGCCUUCGGUUCAUACUACUGGGUCGUCGAGGACACCGGAGGGAGUAGCGAAACCGUCGGCGUGUCCAUUUGCGGACUUUGCGAAGAAUAAUUCUUCGACUUCAACUAAGAUUUGGGCCAAUUGA
Messenger RNA from Penicillium odoratum, 888 nucleotides. RefSeq names its product protoglobin family protein. Bases 1 to 888 code for a protein of 295 amino acids. NCBI's taxonomy places the organism in Eukaryota, Fungi, Ascomycota, Eurotiomycetes, Eurotiales, Aspergillaceae. The record is from RefSeq and is a predicted model, not a curated record. Gene Ontology annotation, molecular function: oxygen binding; heme binding. The transcript is spliced from 3 exons.